UCUGAUAUUUCUGGUACACAGUACAAUGUGAGUGCUACACGAGUUACGACGUCAUAUUUGGAGAUAAUAUUACUUGUUAUCAGUAUCCUAUCAAUAAUCAGAUGGAUACAUUUUCUUAAAAAAUUAUGCAGCCUGUGUGACAUCGCAAAUCCCCAGUAUUAUUUAGACGUCAUAAUGGUUGUAUUCAGCUGUAGUUUUAGUAAUUUUUUGGCCCUUAUUGCAACACUGACUGUUGUCGUGAUCGCAUACUUCAAAUGGAGCUUUCAGUACUGGAAACGCCGAAACCUACCUCACUUAAAACCUACAAUCCCCUGGGGGACAUCCACCAAUCCAUUUAACCCAGAUGUAUACGUCGGUUUACAGCUGAAGCGACAAUAUGACGAAAUGAAAGCCAGAGGUUGGAAACAUGGUGGACUUUUCUCCAUCAUAAGUCCUGCGUACCUAGUGACUGAUUUAAACUACCUCAAAAAUAUUAUGGCAAAAGAUUUUCAGUACUUUGUCGACCGUGGAUUCUACUACAACGAAAAAGACGAUCCUCUUAGUGCCCAUCUUUUUGCUAUCGGUGGCCAAAAGUGGCGGAAUUUAAGAACUAAAUUCACACCAACUUUUACUUCUGGAAAGAUGAAGAUGAUGUUCCAGACGCUAAUAGACUGCUUACCCAACCUUCGAGAAAAAAUGGAAACAGGUUGUGACUCUCAAGCACCUAUUGACAUUAAGGAAAUUCUAGGAUGUUUCACUACAGAUGUUAUUGGUACUUGUGCUUUCGGUUUAGACUGCAAUACAAUUAAAGAAGAGAACUCACCUUUUAGAGAAUAUGGUCGUAAAGCUCUGCUUAUGUCGCCAAUGCUAAUGUUAGGAAUAAUAUUUGGUAUGCUUUUUCCCAACGCGGCCAGACGGUUAGGAGUGAUAGCAGUACCCAGCGAUGUAUCAGCUUUCUUUAUGAAAGUAGUCAAAGAAACUGUUCAAUACAGAGAAACAAACAAAAUCACGCGUAACGACUUCAUGCAAAUAGUCAUAGAUUUAAAAAAUCAAGGCGAUCAUGUUUUAACGAUCGAAGAAGUCGCAGCUCAGUGUUUCGUUUUCUUUUUGGCUGGAUUUGAAACAUCUUCCACUGUUAUGACUUUCACGCUAUACGAAUUGGCACGAAAUCCUCACUUACAAGAAAAAGUGAGAAAUGAAAUUAACACCGUUUUGGAUAAACAUGAUGACAAAAUCACGUACGAAGCUAUCCAAGAGAUGAAAUAUAUGGACCAAGUGAUUAACGAAGCUUUAAGAAUGUAUCCUCCUCUUUCUUUUCUUACUAGAAAGUGCGUCAAAAACUAUAAAAUUCCUGAUGAAGAUGUUAUUAUCGAAAAAGGUGUCAAUGUUGUAAUACCAGUUCUCGCUAUACACUACGAUGAGGAGUACUACCCUGAGCCCGAGAAAUUUGAUCCUGAACGAUUUAGUGAAGAAAACAAAAAAUCGAGACAUCCGUAUGCUCAUAUUCCUUUUGGUGAAGGUCCUAGAGUUUGUAUAGGGCUGCGUUUUGGGUUGAUGCAAACAAAGGUUGGGUUAACGACGUUGUUAAAAGACUAUAGAUUCACGGUUAAUAAGAAAACUCCAGAACCAUUGAAAAUGAAAGUAAACUCGUUGGUAACAGCUGUUGACGGCGAAAUUUGGUUGAAUGCCGAGAAAAUAUAAAUCCAGUAAAAAGCUUAUAUCUCAGAGCGACCAAUAUAUUUAAAAAUGGAUUUGGGUCUCUACAGAAGCUUUUAUGACGUUCAGGCUGAAAAAUAAUGCCUAAGUUUUGCUACUGUAAUGCAUAUAUAGGAUAAAUAUUUUUAUAAAUUUUACCAUUUGUUUGUAUAUAUUUUAAAGUUUGUUCAAAUAUAUCUUAAUUUGCCCAGA
Zophobas morio is the source of this 1887-nucleotide messenger RNA. Its product is annotated as cytochrome P450 6A1-like. NCBI's taxonomy places the organism in Eukaryota, Metazoa, Arthropoda, Insecta, Coleoptera, Tenebrionidae. The transcript has 4 exons. Gene Ontology annotation, molecular function: iron ion binding; monooxygenase activity; oxidoreductase activity, acting on paired donors, with incorporation or reduction of molecular oxygen. The record is from RefSeq and is a predicted model, not a curated record. The coding region runs from base 175 to 1680 and encodes 501 amino acids.